Talaromyces atroroseus is the source of this 1218-nucleotide messenger RNA. RefSeq lists its product as hypothetical. Gene Ontology annotation, molecular function: metal ion binding. The transcript is spliced from 3 exons. The coding region runs from base 1 to 1218 and encodes 405 amino acids. The record is from RefSeq and is a predicted model, not a curated record. Lineage: Eukaryota; Fungi; Ascomycota; Eurotiomycetes; Eurotiales; Trichocomaceae.
AUGUCUGAGAUUCGCCCUCAGUUUUUCCUCGUUCGCGAGAACAACGCCAUUACUCCUCUCAUUGCCCUCGAUGAGCUGCCGAAUGAGAUCAGCAUCCACGGCGUGCCACGCAACAUGAACGUGUCCGACACUCGCGGCAUGACCAGCGUCGGCACUGUCCCUACCCGUGGCGUUUACUACAUCGUCGACGGCCAUCAUUGCAGCGUUGGCAUUACCGAGGCCAAGAAUGACUCCUUCGCUCUCACCACCUUCUAUGGUAAGGGCAAGGGCCGUCAUUACGACAAGAAGCAUGAUGGCAGCACCGACAAGCCAGCGAAAGUCUACUGCUCGUACUGGAUCCGCACUGGCGAGUGUGACUUUGAGCAGCAGGGCUGCCGCUACAAGCACAUUAUGCCAACCGAUAUUGAGACCCUGGAGACCAUCGGGCUGCAGGAGAUCCCAGCUUGGUAUCGUGACAAGCACAAUAUCCCCAGUCUUCGCUCUCGUUCGCGUGUUGGUGCUAGCUACACUCAGAACAACUGGCGCAAGCGUGCAGCUCCGAUGAAAGCCAUCGAGUACGGCCAUGGCAAGGAGAAGAGCGAUGUCAGGAGCAUCAAGACAAUCUCUGAGACCAAGACUAUUACCCCCGAGACCCCCUCCAUGGCCGGGGAAACCGUCACUGAAGCCCAGGUCGUUGAUGAUCCUCUCGACAUGGUGUACAGAGCUGGUCUCAACACCACCACCACCACCACCACCACCACCAAGAACAACACUACCAAUGGCUCAAGUCCUGUCACCCCGCCAAGCAUCAGCCGCUUCAUUGACUUUGAACGCAUUGGAAACGCAUCGUUCUCCUAUAAGUAUGAUGCACCUCAGACCCCGACUGGCAGCGGCCCCGUUCGUUCUCGCCGUCUCUUUGAAUCUCAAGGUCCUAACCAUGAAUAUAGUAUGUCUCCAGAAACUAUCCCUUCAAUGACUGAUACAGUGAACUCAUUCUCGCCGUUCAGCUCCCUGGGAGGAACCCCGCGGUCGACUACGAUUCAACCGCCAGUGACCAACAACAAGACCAAACGGUACAGUGUGGCCGAAGAGGACAUCAAUGCUGCCGAUGACACCCUUGACAACCUCAGCAAUGAACUCGCCAAGUUCGACAAUUCCGAGCCCAAAUACCGUAGCAUCAGCGAGUUGCUUGAUUCUUCCAUCCCUGAGGAUCGCUAUGGGAACUUGAUCUUGUUCUGA